This is a messenger RNA of Magallana angulata, 1239 nucleotides long. RefSeq lists its product as uncharacterized. The coding region runs from base 66 to 1049 and encodes 327 amino acids. Gene Ontology annotation, biological process: mitochondrial electron transport, ubiquinol to cytochrome c. Gene Ontology annotation, molecular function: electron transfer activity; heme binding. The record is from RefSeq and is a predicted model, not a curated record. NCBI's taxonomy places the organism in Eukaryota, Metazoa, Mollusca, Bivalvia, Ostreida, Ostreidae. The transcript is spliced from 8 exons.
GUUGCGUAAGUUUAUUAUUUAACAACCACUUUCAAUGUCCUUUGGGAACUAGGUGCCUCAGUAAAAUGGCAACGGUGGGAAACCGGGUGGCACGUCAGGCCUUUCUAAAGGCCAAAACUGUCCAAAAUUCAACACAGGCGAAUUUUGGCAGUUUUAAUAACUCUCCUAAAGGAUUUAAAAUGCUUGGUUUAAUAGCUGGUACAACUGCAGUGGUAGGAGGCAUUGGAACUUACAUCGCUGUCAAGGGUGCAGUCAACGCUGGCACAGAACUUAUGCUUCACCCUCCCAAGUACCCAUGGUGGCACAGGGGCUGGUUUACAGAGAUUGACAAGAAAAGUGCACGCAGAGGAUACAUGGUCUACAAACAGGUCUGCUCUGCCUGCCACAGUCUGAACCGAGUCCGAUUCCGUGAAAUGAUAGGAAUUAUCUUCACGGAGGAAGAGGCUAAAGCAGAGGCCGCUGAGUAUCAAAUCAUUGAUGGAUAUGAUGAGAACAACAUGCCAAUUAAACGCCCAGGGAAAUUAUUUGAUGCCAUCCCAAGUCCAUAUGAUAACCAAAUACAGGCUGAGAAUGCCAACAAUGGAGUUGCUCCCCCUGACCUGUCAUAUGUUGUCUUGGGACGAGAAGGUGGAGAGGACUACAUUUUCUCACUAUUAACGGGUUAUCAUGAACCACCUGCUGGGGUGAAGCUUCCUGAAGGGGUCCACUACAACCCCUACUUCCCAGGGGGACUUAUUGCCAUGGCUCAAGCCUUGUACGAUGAAAUCAUUGAGUAUGAAGAUGGUACACCCGCCACUCAGAGUCAGCUAGCUAAGGAUGUAACCACUUUCCUUACCUGGGCAGGAGAGCCGUAUUAUGAUUCCAAGAAGGCAUUAGAAUUUAAGGCUUAUAUACUACUCGGAAUGCUGUUUGUUGGAUCCUACUACUUCUACAGAAGAACUUGGAGUUCUUUAAAACACAAGCUGGUAGUUCCAAACUACAGCAAGCCUAAAAAGGAUGUAUUAAGGGCCAAGAGGCCUGGAAAACCUAAAGGAGCACCCCGAUCAUAACCGUUAAUAUGGGGGCUGUGACCAACUGGUAUCUGUGACUGGACAACUGAGAGAAUAGACUUGAUGAAAAGGAAUAUUUAUAAAAGCAAGAGAAAUUGAUUAUUGAAGGGUGGCGUUUUUUUUCUGUUUCAUUCAGCUGUGUUAUUGAUAGGGAUCUGUGACAGGAAAAAUAAAUUUUUAAAUGUUGAAA